AUGAAAGUGUUACUCACUGGCGGCAGUGGCUUCGUUGCCGUGCAUUGCGUUGAUCUGUUGUUGCAACACGGGCACGAGGUGGUAGCUACUGUAAGAUCCGAUGAAAAGGGUCACUAUCUUCAAGAACUUUUCAAGGGGAAGCCUCUAUCGUACGUCAUUGUCAAGGAUAUCGCAGCAGAAGGCGCCUUCGACGAGGCUGUCCAGACAGAGCCACCCUUCGAGGCUGUGGUACACACGGCAUCGCCCUUUCACUUCAACAUCACCAAUAACAAAGAUCUGCUCGACCCUGCGAUCAAUGGGACAACGGGCAUCCUGAAAGCGGUCCACAAGUCAGCCAAAACAGUCAACCGCGUCGUGAUCACGUCAUCCUUUGCCGCCAUCUCGAACUAUAGCAACCCUCCCAAGGUGUAUACGGAAGAAAUCUGGAAUGACCAAACCAUGGAGGAGGCUCUGACGACGACCAAUCCACAGGCAGCAUAUCGGGCCAGUAAAAAGUUCGCGGAGAAGGCGGCGUGGGAUUUCCUGGAAAGCGAGAAGCCCAAUUUUACUCUGGCCACGCUGUGUCCACCCAUGAUAUACGGUCCAGUCCUGCAUCAAGUCAAGUCGCUGGAUGAUCUCAACACCUCUAGCGCAAGAAUGCUGAGACUCUACCAAGGUAUCCCACGAUCUGGGCCGGUGGGAUCGCCAAUGCACGUCGAUGUCCGCGACCUAGCUCUGGCCCACGUCCUCGCGAUCGAAAACCCCGAGGCCGCGAAUCAGAGGUUCCUGGUGGCUGCCCAAUUGGCGACGGAGAAGGAGCUUCGCGAUAUCAUCGAGAACAACUUCCCGGAGAUUAGGGGGAAGCUGCGUGACGAGGUGACGGACACGCUUCCACCAUGGAGCAUUGAUAACAGCAAAUCUGUUAACGUGCUGGGCCUCAAGUACAGGCCGCUCGAGGACACCAUUGUCGACACUGUCAAUUCCUUGAAGGCCCUUGGCGCUUAG
Cladophialophora yegresii CBS 114405 is the source of this 984-nucleotide messenger RNA. Its product is annotated as dihydroflavonol-4-reductase. Bases 1 to 984 code for a protein of 327 amino acids. The record is from RefSeq and is a predicted model, not a curated record. Gene Ontology annotation, molecular function: oxidoreductase activity, acting on the CH-OH group of donors, NAD or NADP as acceptor. The transcript is spliced from 2 exons. Lineage: Eukaryota; Fungi; Ascomycota; Eurotiomycetes; Chaetothyriales; Herpotrichiellaceae.